AUGGCUCUCAACCACGACAGCUACCGCAUCGGCUGGAUAUGCGCUCUGCCCAUCGAAAUGGCCGCAGCAAGGAUCCUUUUUGAUGAAAGGCAUCCUAGCCUACCGCAACCCCCCACCGACACGAACAGUUACGCGCUGGGGAAGAUCCAAUCACAUAACGUCGUGAUGGCUUGUCUUCCCUCCGGCGUCUACGGAACCACCUCAGCUGCCGUUGUUGCAAAACAGAUGAGCAGCACAUUUCCCGGUCUUUCCUUCGGUCUUAUGGUAGGGAUUGGAGGUGGUGUCCCUCUUAUCUCUCGAUCAUCCUCAGACGUCCGCCUUGGAGAUGUUGUGGUUGGCAUUCCUCAAAACUCCCUGGGGGGAGUCGUCGCCUACGACUACGGCAAGACAAUCGCGGAUGGAACUUUCCUAAGGACUGGUUCAAUGAAUCAUCCUCCAUGGAGUCUUCUCACCGCGGUAAGCAAUAUCCGAUCAUUAUACCUUCUCGGCCAGGGACGAAUAGGAGAUAUCCUCAAUCAAAUCAUCGUUGAAUGCCCCGAUUUUCGGUCCCCUGGUCCCGAUCACGAUCAGCUUCUUGAUGCUUCGUCCGACCCAGACUUGCCUGUGGACAAACGGCCUGUGAUGCAGCGCCCGACACGUUCAUCCGAUGCUCCGCAUGUACACUAUGGAACCAUAGCCUCCGGCAAUCGUCUCAUAAAACAUGCAAAGACUAGGGACGAACUAGCUGCCAAAUACGACAUUCUGUGUUUCGAAAUGGAGGCCGCGGGGCUAAUGGACCUGGAAAAUUUCCCUUGUCUGGUGAUUCGCGGGAUCUCUGACUACGCCGACGAGUUCAAGGCAAAGGAAUGGCAGCCAUAUGCGGCGGCAGCAGCGGCGGCGUACACGAAAGAGCUAAUCAGCAUGAUUCCCAGGGACCAACUCAGGGAAGAAGCAAGGAAUUCGGUUUCGAACACACCUUCGGCUGAAGCUUGCGCUACCUCCUCUUCCAUCCCAUACGGUCUUCUACACCAGGUGUUUCCUGUGGAAGACAAUUUCCUCGGUAGCUUAACCACCAACGCACUGUGGCCGCGACAGAAUUUCCACGCCCUGCCAGCUCCUCCCAGUCAAUCUCAGUGUAUUGUCAACGUCCAGCAACGUUCGCAUACCAUCAAAAUUUCCGUCGCCAGUCACACCUCGUUCUCCGCCAUUGUGGAUAUCAAAAGGCGCGGGGACCCUGACGUCGAUCGUACGAUUAGAGUAGACCGUUCCAGCUCCUGCAUGUUGAAGAAUUCGAAUGAUUGGUUCGAAGAGAUGUGCACAAGGAGAAAUACCAGGAAGUGGAUGGAGAAACAGCUUAUCCGUUCAAGUGAGCGGAUAUACCUGGUUGUUGGUUUCAGGAGCUUAUGGCAUUGA
This is a messenger RNA of Aspergillus niger, 1392 nucleotides long. RefSeq lists its product as uncharacterized. Gene Ontology annotation, molecular function: catalytic activity. Bases 1 to 1392 code for a protein of 463 amino acids. NCBI's taxonomy places the organism in Eukaryota, Fungi, Ascomycota, Eurotiomycetes, Eurotiales, Aspergillaceae. Gene Ontology annotation, biological process: nucleoside metabolic process. The record is from RefSeq and is a predicted model, not a curated record. The transcript has a single exon.